CUCUGUUGCAAAUUCAUCUUAUUGACCCACCUCUUGCAUACCUGUGGACUUGCAUGCUCCAGCCUUUAUCUGGUGCUGCAACUGAAAUAUAGUUCCUUCCGUAUAGUUCCCAAUAGCUCCCUCUUCAACCCGCCUUUAGCUUGUUGAACACUAGUGUCCCAGUCAGCCUUGAUCGCUGCGAUCGCCUACAUGAAUUCGAUUUCCCGUCAUCCUAGGGUCUGGAUAGUUUAUUAUGUCUUAGCCCUACUUAUAUCCCCAUUUGUCAGUGGAGAUGGACAGGUGCCAUUGGGACAGUUUUCAAACCCCCCUAAACGAGUGGCAGUAAUUGGUGCUGGGGCUGCAGGGUCAAGUACCGCAUAUUCCUUGCGCAAAUAUGCGGAUGCGUCAUCCACCCCAGUGGACAUCACUGUGUUUGAGCGCGCUUCCUACAUCGGAGGUCGCUCAACUACAGUGAAUGUGUUCGGCAACCCAGCCUACCCAAUUGAGCUAGGGGCAUCCAUCUUCGUCGAAGUCAACUACAAUCUGGUCAAUGCUUCCAGGGACCUGGGUCUCGUAGUGAAAAGUGCCAGCCAGGCUCGGCCCAAAGAGUCCGAGGAUGUUAUCGGGGUGUGGGAUGGAAAGGAAUUUGUAUUCCGGAUGCAGGAUACAUACAGCUGGUGGAACAUCGCGAAGCUAAUCUGGCAAUAUGGAUGGGCCCCGGUCCGAACUCAGAAUCUGAUGAAGGCUACUGUUAACCAGUUUCUCCGUCUCUACGAGGAGCCUAUAUUCCCUUUCAAGUCCCUUACUGCGGCCGCUAUGAGAGUGGGCUUGCUGAACACAACUGCAACUCGUGGAUCCGAAUUUCUAAACAACAACCAUGUGUCCGCGGACUUCUCGCGAGAUAUCAUCCAGGCUUCUACACGCGUGAAUUAUGGCCAAAAUCUGGGAUUAAUCCAUGGUCUCGAGGCUAUGGUUUGCAUGGCCACGGAUGGGGCCAUGGCUAUCCAAGGUGGAAAUUGGCAGCUCUUUGAUGCCAUGCUCAAGGCGUCCCACGCUGAUGUCAAGCUAAACCAUACAGUGUCGUCUGUUGAGCGAAACAGGGACAGCACUUUGACUGUCACAUACAGCAACAAUGACUCCGCACAAAAAAAGCUCGUAUUCGACGAAGUUGUCAUUGCUGGUCCGCUGCAAUAUUCUGAUAUCGCCCUCGAUCCUAUCCCCGAACACACGCCAGACAAGAUUCCCUACGUCCAACUGCAUGUGACCUUAUUCUCAUCCCCGCAUCAAUUAUCGCCCAAAUAUUUCAAUCUGCAAGGACCCGAUGCUCGUGCGCCCGAGACCAUUCUGACCACCCUCCCUCGGGGCGUAGACUUGGGCUCCAGCGAGAAGGGAGUCGGUCCGGCCAACUUCUGGAGCAUCAGCACUCUCCAAACAGUAGACUCCGAAGAUCAUCCCGGAGAAUCACACUACGUCUACAAGAUAUUUUCCCCGGAACGACCCAGCGCCAAGUUCAUGAGAGAUAUCCUGGGCCUGGAACACCCAGAAAACUCGUCGCCAGCAGACAACACAACCAUCGGCGAUCUUCCCAAGGAGGACAUCAGUUGGUAUUAUGAAAAGAUCUGGCACCCGUACCCGUUCCUUCAUCCCCGAGUCACAUUCGAGGAUACCCUCAUUUCCCCGAACCUGUGGUACACAGGCGGUAUCGAGAGUUUCAUCUCAACGAUGGAAACCAGCGCGCACAUGGGCAAGAAUGUCGCCGCUCUCAUGUCGCAGUCAUGGCAGGGCGAGGCACUCCACAAGCGAGUUGGGCAGGAGUCGACCGGCGAAUCGAGGGCGGAGUUGUAGCAUGGUAACACUGAUCCUCUCUUUCUGUAACAUGUGUCGUACAAUGGUUUACGGAACAUCCAUGGUUUGAACAUCCGAUUAAAGCGAGUUUAGCGAAUCCAG
Aspergillus steynii IBT 23096 is the source of this 1926-nucleotide messenger RNA. Its product is annotated as putative prenylcysteine lyase. Lineage: Eukaryota; Fungi; Ascomycota; Eurotiomycetes; Eurotiales; Aspergillaceae. Bases 190 to 1824 code for a protein of 544 amino acids. Gene Ontology annotation, biological process: prenylated protein catabolic process; prenylcysteine catabolic process. Gene Ontology annotation, molecular function: prenylcysteine oxidase activity. The transcript is spliced from 2 exons. The record is from RefSeq and is a predicted model, not a curated record.